Dermatophagoides pteronyssinus (European house dust mite) is the source of this 1018-nucleotide messenger RNA. RefSeq names its product Vesicle transport protein Use1 (gene Use1). Gene Ontology annotation, biological process: retrograde vesicle-mediated transport, Golgi to endoplasmic reticulum. Lineage: Eukaryota; Metazoa; Arthropoda; Arachnida; Sarcoptiformes; Pyroglyphidae. Gene Ontology annotation, cellular component: SNARE complex; endoplasmic reticulum. The record is from RefSeq and is a predicted model, not a curated record. Gene Ontology annotation, molecular function: SNAP receptor activity.
AAUCCAGAUUUAUAAUUUACUUUGCGUUUUAAAACAGAAAAACAAAACAUGACCAUCAUACAUCGUAGUAAAAAUCAUAUUAAUAUUAUGAAUCUAUUGUCAAAAUGUGAAUAUAGAUUUCAACUGAUUAAUGAUAAAUGUGAUUGGCGUUUAGAACAGUAUAUAAAAUCUAUAUUUCAAAUGCUUGAACAAGAAGAAAUGAAUACGGGUAAAUUAAAUGAUGAAUUGGUUGCAGCAAAAAAGAAAGCACAAUUUUUUCAAGGAUUACUUGAUGCACAUUCAAAAGAUACAACUAUAUUGGAACAAUAUUCAAUUAUAAAUUCAUUACAAUCAAAUUCAACAACAACAACAAUGCAAACAGAAAAUGAAACAAAACGAAUACAUUUAACCGAAAUAGCUAAAUGUGAUAAACGAAUGAAAAAAGAAUUAUUAUCAUCACGAUUAACGACCGACAACAAAACAACGACCGCUGAUGAUAAGAAUGAAAACCAUGAAAAUCGAAUACGAAAUACUAAAAAUAAAAAUUAUGAAGAUAUUAUUAAAUAUCAUGAAUUAUUACAAGAAAAAGUUACAAACGAAAUGGUUAUAUUAGUACAAAAUUUAAAACAAAAUCUAACAACAAGUAAUGAAAUUGUUAAAAAAGAUACCGAAUUAUUGGAAAAAACUAAUCAAUUUACUGAAAAAAAUGUAUCAAAUUUAAGAAAAAAUGCUGAUAAAAUACGUGAAUUUGCAAGCGCUGCUUGUGAAUAUUGGCUUUGGAUAUCAUUAACAUUAGUUAUAUUUAUAUUUUUAUUUAUGGUUAUUUUUAUUCGAUUAUUUCCAAAAAAAGCAACUAUAAUUGUUAUUAAUAAUAUUGCUGGCCAACAACAACAACAACCAUAUCAUCAUCAAUCAUUACAACCAUCAUCGGAUCAAAUCAAUGCCUAUACAAACGAUAUUAAUGAUGGCAAUCAAAGGAUUGAAUUGUAAUAUUAUCUAAAAGCAAAGACAAAAACCCACAAAAAAAUAUGAAAUCAAA